Messenger RNA from Gilbertella persicaria, 737 nucleotides. RefSeq lists its product as uncharacterized. The transcript has 3 exons. NCBI's taxonomy places the organism in Eukaryota, Fungi, Mucoromycota, Mucoromycetes, Mucorales, Choanephoraceae. The record is from RefSeq and is a predicted model, not a curated record. The coding region runs from base 4 to 339 and encodes 111 amino acids.
AAAAUGGAAAAGAAGAAAUCAAGCUUAAUUCAAUGGUGUAUUCGUAUAUGGCAAUUGAUAGCAGCCAUAGGUGCCUUUGGAUUUCAAAUAGGUGCAUCACCGUAUUCAAAAGAGCCUCCACCCUUUGAGACACUGGGUCUAUUGUAUUAUGGUUGGGUGAUAUGCUGGUUAUCCAUUGUGUGGAGUGUAUUCUAUAUCACAAAAUCAAUUCAAAUCAAACGGUUUUUAUUGAUCUUAUUUGAUUUAGUGUUGGCUGCAUUAUUUGGUGUCUGUAUGUGCUAUGAAAUCAGUAGUUAUACAUGUAAACCAGGCAUACAUCAUGGGGAUGUCAUAGUUUAAUCAAUAAAUAUUAUCGUCCAUACAUUUCUUCAAAAUAAGGUGCAAGGCGACUACGAUCCACUGUGGCAAUAUAGUAUUGACCACCAUUGUUUGUCCAACUCACAGCUUCAGAAUAAUAUUCAAAUGCUUCUACUCGUAAAAUAGAUUCAGGCAUAUUCAGUGUACGCUGAUUGAUUUUGUGGUGUUUGGGUACAAAGGAUUUGAGUGAAAUGAUCUUGGUGCCUUCUUUCAAGUCUAGAAACAGUUGAGCGAGUGCUUGAUUGGUAGCAGCAUCAAAAGCAUAGUUAUUGACUAACAAUACAUCUGAUCUUUUCAAGGUAGAGUACAGAUCAUUGGCCGCAACAUCUAAAAAGUCGCCAUGUCUAAAAUGAAUUUUACCUGUAGGAAGGCGCCAGGCU